AUGGAUGCAGCUGGCGCUCACGGUGAAACCCGCACCAUCCCCUUACAGCUCGAUAUUGGCUAUGUAGAUGUGCCACGCGAUGCAUGCUUUUCCUGGCUGCAGCACAAGUACGCCAACAUCAAGCCUGUAGCGGAGACCCCUUCUCCAGACUCGAAAGAAAAGAAGCCGCGCAUUGACUCGGCCCUCCUGCAGCGCCUCGAAAAUGAUGCAAUAGCCUGCGAUGAACUGCGGUGGCGGGCCUUUUCCUUCCCGUCGCACCCACACCAUCCUCUGAACGUCAACUACCGGCAUGACCCUGGCAGGAAGGCUGGCACGCCAGCCACGGCGAUCGCGCUACACCGCACAAAGCAACGUUCCUCGCAGGAAGCAGAGCUAGCUGCAGACGGACAGAAAGCACCCUACACUCUCGUCAUUAGCACUCGGGCAGACAGUGAGGCGAAGAGGUGCUCCAUGAAGGACAAGCGAAAGGCAAGGGACAGCUCAGCCGCUGCUGUAGUAGCCGCCAGCGAUGUACCCGUACUGAAGGUGGAGGAACUGUUGGACAAAGUCAUCCAGGAGGAGAAGCAGGUGUACUGGUGCCGUGUUCUAGGCGAAGAAAAUGUCGGCCACGAGGCUCCUGGCACGUCCACCUGGGCAGCUCGGAGGAUCGCACGCAGCUGGAGACCACUUCUGGGCGGCUACGUGAGCGCGCCGGGCAACGUUGAUCAGGCGCGUUUCUUAAUCUUUCCGCAGUCCGGACACCCCACCGUGGACACACGUGACCCCAAAGCGCUCUUCAAUGCGCCUGGCAAGUCGCUUGACAGCCCGCAGAGUGUGCCGUAUUACGUACGCGGCAGCGCGAGCUGGAAAGUUGAGGAAAGCAACCCGGCUGCAGGGGCUGCAGCACCAGCCCGCGCAACUCGGGAUGAACUGAGCGAUGCAUCAGCGACGAGGGGAGGCCUGCACCAUAGCCUCACCUAUGCGCGCAUCAACCCUGUGACAGCACCAGGGCAACGCAACUGGGCCGACGCGGUGGAAAUCUCUACCACACAUCAGCUGACCCGCACGGAGCGCCAGUAUUCACCGGAAAGGGCGAAGGUGCAGCGGGUGACGCUGCUCGAGGACUCGUUCGCUGUCAAGACGAGCCAAGGCAACCCACGCCACAGCACUCUCAUUUCCGCAACGCGCUCCACUGUGAUGAACAGCGGAGCCAAGCACCAGGGCGCGGUCCCCGCCUCCUCCUCUGCCUCAAAGAAGAGCUCCAAGAAGGGGACGGCGUCAGUGGAUCCGAACGACGCACUGCUGCAGCUGCAUGUCGAGGACGUCUACGACAGCAGCGUGCAGCACUUUGUGCUUCCCAGCAUCUGGCAGCGCUGGAUGGGGCCUGGUGCAGCCACAGCCUUCACAAACAAAUCUGAGCACGUGACUGACUCGUACUCACUCGACAAUGUGUCGCGUGUUCUCUACCGCAUGCGCUGGUCAGGCGGGCCGGGAGUGGAACUGUGUCAGGCCGGUGGCGGCACGGACGGCGCAGACUCAGCGAAGUCACUCUCCGCGCACACGUCGUACCUGACUAUUUUUGGCAAAUUAUGGUCAGAGUCGUGGGUGCAGGUGCCACUGUCCUCGCGGUGGACGCUGACGCUGCGCAACCAGUCUUCCGUGGUCAUGCCACUGGAGUGGAAUGCUGUUGUGGCCCCACCAACGGCAUCCAAAGGGGGUACAGAUGCGGAGCCAGCGGAUGCUGCUCCACUUGCAUCCGAGGGAACCAGCUCUUGGAUGGGUCGAGUUUGUAUGCACCCGUACUUCUGGGCGACUCAGGGGCCUCGGUGGGACGCAGCGCUCGUACGCGGCUUUAGCAAUGACUACAACGGUCUCCAUCACGCACGGCGGUGGUACUCGAUUGUCUCAGCGGAGCUAGAACUGAAGAGAGGGAAGCAGGCGGGCAGCAGAGCACGCGACAAGAGGUGCCACCGCGCUGCGCCACCGCCACCGCAGAAGAACAGCAGCACAGGUGGCGAAGGCGAGAAUGAGACGACGAUGCCUGGCGGAAACACGGAAGACUCAACACUAGUAGCUGGGAGCCGGUGGAGGGGCACCUCGCUGACGGCCUUUGCCAACGCCUGCAUGGUCGACAACGUGCGCGACUACCCGCGCGCCUCCGUUGGCUUCUCGUUUGUCUCGCACAUACCGCGCCUCGCCAUUACUCCUUUCAACGAAAUUGUCCCUCGAAAGUUCGAGUGCUGCUUGAGCUGGUUUGCCGCCUUCAAGCCCGUCACAGGCGACGGAGCUAGCGGCAAAGGAGGGAAAGGGAACACUGGGUUCGGGGUGGAGCUGCAGAGCGGAUUAUCACAAGCUGGGCUCUCUGCCGCUUCGCCAACAACGACAGCUGACGGCAUGCCGCUCCUGCGUGUGUCACCCGUGGAGACGUUUCAGCACGUGAAGUGCGGACUGACUUGGCUCUUUGACGACUAA
This is a messenger RNA of Leishmania braziliensis MHOM/BR/75/M2904, 2451 nucleotides long. RefSeq lists its product as hypothetical. The transcript has a single exon. The coding region runs from base 1 to 2451 and encodes 816 amino acids. The record is from RefSeq and is a predicted model, not a curated record. Lineage: Eukaryota; Euglenozoa; Kinetoplastea; Trypanosomatida; Trypanosomatidae.